Hydatigera taeniaeformis is the source of this 642-nucleotide messenger RNA. The record is from the annotation of a GenBank genome assembly. NCBI's taxonomy places the organism in Eukaryota, Metazoa, Platyhelminthes, Cestoda, Cyclophyllidea, Taeniidae.
AUGACCAGUAAACAGUACUACUUCACUGAAUGGCGAUUUGAAGAAGACAAUCGACAGACCUAUCGGUGCUGUGAUCUCACCUGUCAUCCGCCGGCUAAGCCUUCAGGUCGACUAAACAGCACUGUGUCGCUCUAUUUAAUAUCCUAUAAGAUCCGUAUAAAGACAUCGAAUUUGCCCAAUGCCAACACCACUGCAAAUGUCUACCUCCGUCUGAUUGGUGAAGUCAUUGAGUCGGCAGACAUUCACUUGAAGGAGUCUGAGACAAACAAAACUCCCUUUGAAAGAAAUCAGAUGGAUCAAUUCACCGUCAAAAAUUUACCCAAUCUUGGUGAACUAACAGGCUGUCGUUUGUGGCACGACAACCGAAUGCCUGCUGCAGCUUGGCAUUGUGAGUGGAUUUAUGUGGCGGAAGUGCUUCCAGAAGGCAGCCAUUUAUCACCUCAAGGGUGGUACUUUCUGUGCAAUCGGUGGUUACGAGGUGAUGGUCGUUCUCAGGUUGUGCCUCUUGAUUUACUACCGUUGGAUGCUAAAGCGGCUCCCGAUCUGGCUCUUCGUGAACCCGAGGUCAGUAGUUCACUUCAAGAGGAGGACUGGAAGGUGGCUUUGGAGCCUUCCAAAAGGGAGGAGAAAACAGGUACGUGA